Molecule: messenger RNA, 834 nt
Organism: Telopea speciosissima
Lineage: Eukaryota; Viridiplantae; Streptophyta; Magnoliopsida; Proteales; Proteaceae
Product: raucaffricine-O-beta-D-glucosidase-like
Exons: 8
Coding region: 1-834 (277 amino acids)
Biological process (GO): carbohydrate metabolic process
Molecular function (GO): beta-glucosidase activity
Source: RefSeq, a predicted model, not a curated record
AUGGCGUAUUUGGGUUUCAAUGGUUUCAGACUAUCGAUUUCAUGGACCAGAAUAGUACCAACUGGAAAGAGAAGUGAUGGAGUUAAUGAGGCAGGCAUCACAUAUUACAAAGAGCUCCUCGAAGAGCUUAAAAAACAAGGGAUGGAGCCUUUCGUGACACUUUUUCACUGGGAUGUUCCUCAAGCACUCGAAGAUGAGUAUGGUGGUUUCUUGAAUUCUAGAAUCAUUGAUGAUUUCCGGGACUACGUAGACAUUUGCUUUGAUCGAUUGGGGAAAUACGUGAAGUAUUGGAUCACCUUUAACGAGCCAUAUGAAUUCAUCACUUUUGGAUAUAUUGAUGGCGUCUCUCCUCCUGUCAAUCUGGAGGAUCCUGGGAUAAACCCAUAUAUAGUAGCCCACAACUUGCUCCGUGCUCAUGCAGCCGCAGUGGAUCUUUACAGGAACAACUACCAGAGAUCCCAAGGGGAACAGAUUGGACAGAUUGGAAUUACAUUGAGUCGGAAGUGGAUGAAGGCUUUAUCCCCCGAUAAACGUACCGAUGUUGAUGCUGCUGCUAGAGCUACUGAUUUCACAUUUGGAUGGUGCAUUGGGCAUUGCACCACACUUGAGAUGAUGAAAAUUCAAACUGGUUCAGAAUGGAUCUAUCUCUAUGCGAGUGGGAUACGAGAUGUUCUAAAAAGCAUAAAGGAGAAAUAUCAUGGCCCCGUUAUUUACAUUACUGAGAAUGGAAUUGGAGAACACAGCUCAUCGACAAUGGAUAAAUCUAUCCAUGAUUUCCAGAGAAUAACCGCCCUCAACGACCAUCUAUAUUACAUUUAUAUGGCCAUGAAGUAG